AUGGAGUUUGUGAGGGCAAGAAUUCAAAGAGUUAGCUCUCCUUCUUGCCUUCCCAAAUCCGUCGGGUUUCUCCUUCUCGAUCGCCAUGUCCUCCUCCCUCCUCCUCCUCCUUUCUCUCUUCUUCCCUUCCUCCCUCCCGGCAUCCUCCCCGACACCGUCAAGUCUUUCUCUGUCGCUUCCAACUGCUACUUCGUCAUCGAUCUCUACGGAGAGUGCUACGUCGACUUUGAGUACGUCGUCUACUACGCCCCGCGCGUGUCUGGCUUCCUCGGCUACGACUCCGUCUCCAACCUCAAGGGUGUCCAGAUCCGGAGCUAUCUCAUCUGGUACGACAUCAGCUACAUCAAGGUCGACCUCCCCUACUCCGAUUUCGUCUACAUCCAGUUCGGCUAG
This is a messenger RNA of Zingiber officinale, 393 nucleotides long. RefSeq lists its product as uncharacterized. The record is from RefSeq and is a predicted model, not a curated record. NCBI's taxonomy places the organism in Eukaryota, Viridiplantae, Streptophyta, Magnoliopsida, Zingiberales, Zingiberaceae. The transcript is spliced from 2 exons. Bases 1 to 393 code for a protein of 130 amino acids.